AUGAUGCCCAGCAAGUUCUCCGUGGAGUGGCUCUCUCAGAGUUUCCAUGAUCAGGAGAAAAGCAGAACAAAAGCUCCUGGAGCUCCUCAAACAGCGGCUGCAGGAGCAGAGAAGGCCCCGGCUUCACCUACUAACAGCUGUGGAUAUACAGAUGUGGAGAGUGAUGACAGUGAAGCAGAAGCGGGACAGAAUCGACGCGUCAGGACCAAAUUCACCAGCGAUCAGAUCUCUGGUCUGGAGAAGAGCUUCAGCAAACACCGCUACCUCGGAGCCUCUCAGAGGAGGAAGAUAGCAGAGAAACUGCACCUGUCUGAAACUCAGGUGAAGACGUGGUUUCAGAACCGGCGGAUGAAGCUGAAGCGUGAGGUGCAGGACAUGCGUGCCGCAGACUUUCUCCUUCCCUCUGUUUUUCCACCGAUGACGUCACUUCAGCACCACAGCGUGGGAUACUACCACCAGCAGCAGCAGCCGCAGCACAUCACACACCCGAUGCUGUUCACAUGCUGCUACUUCUAA
Danio aesculapii is the source of this 516-nucleotide messenger RNA. RefSeq names its product homeobox protein vent1-like. NCBI's taxonomy places the organism in Eukaryota, Metazoa, Chordata, Actinopteri, Cypriniformes, Danionidae. Bases 1 to 516 code for a protein of 171 amino acids. Gene Ontology annotation, biological process: regulation of DNA-templated transcription. The transcript is spliced from 3 exons. Gene Ontology annotation, molecular function: DNA binding; DNA-binding transcription factor activity, RNA polymerase II-specific. The record is from RefSeq and is a predicted model, not a curated record.